UUUCGGGACACUGAGGAAUCUGCAGGAUGAAGACAAGGACCAAGAGUGAAGACAUUAGAUUUGAACAGGCUGAGGGCUGGGUGGAAAAGAGAGGCAAAGAUGUGUGACUGAGCUCCUGUUUCCCACCUUGUAGUUUAAAGGAAUGCUGCUCUCAUGGCAGGACCAACCCCACAGGAGCCAUUAAAGACCCAGCAGAAGUGCAUUGCCAUCUUUGCCCUUGUUUGCUGCUUUGCUGUUCUGGUAGCACUGAUCUUCUCAUCUGUGGACAUUUGGGGGGACGAUGAAGAUGGAAUCACCGAGGAAAACUGCAGCAAAGACUGCCACAUUGUACUUGUGGAGAACAUUCCAGACGACCUCUCUUUCUCCAUGGAUGGUAGACCCCACCUUCCUGUCUCUGUUGGCUUUCACACACUGUUGGACCAGGCGAAGCACUCAGUUGAAGUGGUGUCAUCUGCCUGGGACUUAAACUCCUGGGACCAGGAGACUAUCCCAAGCCCUGCAAAACAGGGUCAGCUUUUGUUCCAGAGACUGCUCAGGCUAAAAUCUCGUGGGGUUAAGCUGAAGAUUGCCAGCAGUCUGACAAACUCAACUGAGCUGAAGGCCUUGGCAGCACACAAUGCAGAGGUUCAUUUUGUUAACAUGACAGUUUUUACCAGAGGCGGACUCCAUUCCUCAUUCUGGAUAGUGGAUCGAAAGCACAUUUACAUCGGGAGCGCUGAUAUGGACUGGAGGUCACUCUCCAAGAGGAAAGAACUGGGGGUGGUGGUGUAUAACUGCAGCUGUCUGGCUCUGGACCUCCACCGAGUCUUUUCAUUUUACUGGCAGCUCCACGAAAGGGACUACAUCCCCUCCAUCUGGUCAAAGAGAGUAACUGCUCUCUAUGGAAAGAACAAUGCCCUGCAGCUACAACUUAACUCUACCCCCGCCACCGCUUAUGUGUCUACCUCUCCUGAACUCUUCUGCUCCAAAGAUCGCACCCGAGACGUAGAUGCCAUCUACCAAGUCAUUCAGAGUGCAAAGACAUUUAUCUUCAUAUCAGUGACAGACUACCUCCCUCUGGUAAAAAGGAGUUUCAGAGGAACCUCAGUCACAAGGUAUUGGUCGUCUAUCGAUGAAGUCAUCAGAGAAGCUGUGGUAUUAAGAGGGGUCAAAGUUCGUCUGCUCAUUAGCUUCUGGAAGAAAACUCAUCCACUCACCUUUAAUUUUGUGACCUCCCUCAAGUCACUCUGUGUUCAGCUUUACAAUUGUUCCCUGGAAGUGAGGUUUUUUAGUCACAAGGAGCAGAACGAUGACAUUCAGCUUGGGCUCAACCACAACAAGUACAUGGUGACCGACAAUGCCGUCUACAUUGGGAACCAUGACUGGGUUGGCAGUGAUUUUGCUAUUAAUGCAGGAGUUGGAUUGGUGGUCAAAAUGAACGGCAGUGCUGAAGACAGAGGAGUGACAAUCCUGGAACAUGUCAAAGCUACUUUUGAAAGGGACUGGAGGUCACGCUAUGCUCAGAGCCGACAUGGAGUCAAGGAUCAGCAGGGAAAAUACAGAAACUUGCAACAGGGAAAAGAAUAUAUGGAAACUAAGGAGGAAAAUGAAUGGAACUACCCUUUAUAUUUAUAAGCACAA
Molecule: messenger RNA, 1620 nt
Organism: Pelmatolapia mariae (spotted tilapia)
Lineage: Eukaryota; Metazoa; Chordata; Actinopteri; Cichliformes; Cichlidae
Product: inactive phospholipase D5-like
Exons: 10
Coding region: 154-1614 (486 amino acids)
Molecular function (GO): catalytic activity
Source: RefSeq, a predicted model, not a curated record